This is a messenger RNA of Lingula anatina, 2041 nucleotides long. RefSeq names its product gamma-tubulin complex component 4. Gene Ontology annotation, cellular component: microtubule organizing center; spindle pole; gamma-tubulin complex. Gene Ontology annotation, molecular function: microtubule minus-end binding; gamma-tubulin binding. Gene Ontology annotation, biological process: meiotic cell cycle; spindle assembly; cytoplasmic microtubule organization. The record is from RefSeq and is a predicted model, not a curated record. NCBI's taxonomy places the organism in Eukaryota, Metazoa, Brachiopoda, Lingulata, Lingulida, Lingulidae.
AUGACUGAAUGUUUUGGCAAUGUCAGCAAUUUAUCCAUUCAACAAGGCUUGUAUAUUAGAGCAUUCUGUAGUGGGCUAGACCAAGUACUCACUCCAUAUAGACAAGCACUGCUGCAGUUGGAGAGAGAUAUUUUGGCAGAUUCUCAUCUGCCUGUGACCCAUGUUCAGUGUGCCCUUGAAGAGUUUCAGCUACUGUUCCCAGCUUUAUUAGGGAUUAUAGACCAGUUGCUUCAACACAGAGCUCAUGGAUGUCAAAUUUUGGAGAUAUUGCACAAAAAUGCAUCCACUGGUGUGCCCAAAGUCAAGGCAGCCUUAAAUCAAAUCCUGCAUGUGUGUCAUGGAGUUUUCUACAAGCAAUUGUCUGCCUGGAUGCUACAUGGUCUUCUACUGGAUCAGCAUGAGGAGUUCUUCAUUACCAAGGCCUCUAAGGAACCCAGUAAGAGUCAGAGAUCAGUAGAAGAUGAUGACUUGGGGAUAGCAGGAGUCACAGGGAGACAGUUACAGCAGAUUAUGCAGUUAGCAGAAGAUGAUCUUGUGGCUCAUUAUGAACAGUUUACACUGCGAGCAGGAAUGCUACUUUCAUACAUCCCAACAAGGGUAGCCAACAAGAUUUUGUUUGUAGGGGAGUCUGUCUGCAUGUUUUCCAGUGAAAACAAGAAGGGAGGAGUUAUGUACAAAAGGUCUGUAUUGAAAAAUAAGGAAGACUCAUUUGCCAAAGCACUACAGGAACUAAGUCAAGAAGAGGAGUUUAGUUUGAUGUCAUUUGAGAAUGUCAUUGACAAAAUAAGAGUGUGUGUUGCUGAGACUUUAUGGAAACUGGUGGUUGAAGAGUCAGAUCUGAUUGGCCACUUACGCAUUAUCAAAGAUUUUUAUUUGCUGGGAAGGGGUGAGCUGUUCUUAGCCUUCAUUGACCAGUCCCAAGGACUGCUUAAUCCUCCACCAACAGGAACUACAGAACAGGAUGUAAACAUGGCAUUUCAGCAUGCAGCAAGGAGCGUCCUGUUUGAAAAUGAAGAAGUAAUGCAGAGAUUCAAAUUAACUGUGGAGAACAAAUCUGAAAAGUCUCAGACCAAAAAGACUGGCCUUGCAGAAACAGUUCAGAGUGCAGAACCAGGCUGGAAUGUUUUAGGUUUGGAGUAUUCUGUGGAGUGGCCUCUACACCUCCUGACUACAGAGAGUUGCUUGGAAAAAUAUAACCAGUUAUUCAGUUUUCUAUUGUUGGUGAAACGAGUAGAGCUAGACCUGCAGCACUGCUGGAUGCUGCAUAUGAACCAUUUUAAACAGCAGGAAAUGCUUGAAAAUGAAAGGCAAAUGUGGAACCUACGCAUGCACAUGUCUUUCUUAGUGGAUAAUCUACAAUAUUAUUUACAGGUUGAUGUAAUAGAGUCACAGUUCAGUAUACUAUUGGAGAAGAUCCAUACCACAAGAGACUUUGAAGCCAUUCGUCUUGCUCAUGAUCAGUUUAUCACUUCACUGUUAUCACAGUCAUUUUUGCUUAUGAAAGGAGUCAGUCGUUGUCUGCAUGAAAUUCUGAAUGGCUGCCAUGCAUUUUGUGUUCUGGUCAGUCAUUCUCACACUGGAAUGGAUGAGAGACAAAUUGCAAAGCUUGAAGAAAUAGCAAAGAAUUUCCAACGUCAGUCCAAGCUCCUGUUCAGCAUACUGUCCAGUGUAAAGAGUCAUCAGGGGAGUCCACACCUGGCACAGCUACUGCUUAGAAUGGACUACAAUAAGUACUUCAGUAUGGCUGGAGGGCAGUUGGGAAGCUGUAGUCCCAUUGAAGCUCCCUCAGCAACUUUACCAUCAUCAAGUCGGAGGUGAAGGCAGAUGGUCAGAUGUUUUGGAGUAUUUCAUUAAUUGACAAUUUUACAGAUAAUUGACAAACACUGAAGUUGAUCUCUGUACUGCCUGUAAUGCUGAACCAGAUGUGGCUUGUUAAAUGUAUCAAGUUACUCAGAAGUAUGAACUGGCCUAUUUAUGUGAAUAAUCAACUAAAAGACAGAGUUUGCUGCAAGCAUGGUGUAACUUGGAAAUUUGUUCCACU